AUGGUUGAGCACCUAGUUGAGGAGAUUGGUUGGGAGAUGGCAGGAAGGCUCAAGGUUUACUACUGCAUUCCAAUCCUAACCUUGCAGAAGAAUGGCUUGAGAGAAAUAAGAGGAGAUGGAGACACAGACCAGAUGAUAACAUUUGUUGAUCUUGGCCACCACUCAUUUAGUCUCUACUUAGACCAUGAAGACAGUCUGAAUUCAAACAAUGAUGAUGGUGAUGUGGUCAAUUUCCCAAGAGUGCAGCUACCUCCAGUGUUUAGUCCUUCUAAGACAAGAGUUGAUCAGGCAGAAAGUACUGAGGCUGUAAAUGCAGAGACAGAUGUUCAUGUACCUGAAGGUGAAGCAAUCCCAAUACAAGUUGUGUAUCCAGAGAGCUCAGAUGUUAAUGUGGGCAAUUAUGUGUUUGCAAGGAGGAAUUGUUCUUUUGGUGAGCAGGAUGAAAAUGUUAUGGCUCCAGAUGUAGUGCUGGAGGCAAAACAACAAGGAAGUGAUGAAGCUGGAUCAUCAAGAGUAUGCAAAAGAAAAUGCAGUUCUGAUUACCUGGAAGAUGCUGAUACUGACUCAGAUGACUCUGACUUUGAUCCUGGAGCCAUAAUGGACAGUGACUAUGACAUAAGUGAUGGUGAUGAUGAUUUGUUUGUUGAUAAUGUAGACAUGGAUGAGCCUGUGGAGACAGAGAAGAAGAAAGAAGAGAAAGGGAAGCAAAAGGUUCAAAAGGGAAAAGAAGCUGUGAAAGGAAAUGAGAAAGAUGGAGAUAAAGCAGCAGCAUAUGAUCAUGAAGAUGAGUUCUAUGAAUCAUAG
Aegilops tauschii subsp. strangulata is the source of this 804-nucleotide messenger RNA. Lineage: Eukaryota; Viridiplantae; Streptophyta; Magnoliopsida; Poales; Poaceae. The record is from RefSeq and is a predicted model, not a curated record.